AUGCGGCUCGUUGGCCUGCGGGGCUGGCCUGAGGCUCCUCCUGACCUCCUGUCCCCUCCGUUGUCCUCCCUGGUCUGGCCCAUCCGCCUCAAAGCACAGAUGCCCUGGGAGAGCCUAGAGCAGCCGUGCACGCAGGCUGGGGACACGGAGGAGGCCACCUCCCACAAGGGCCCUUGGUCUCUCAGGAACAGCUCCCAACCAGCUCCAAACUCGCUCCCGACUUCUCGGCCAGGAGGCCUGCCACAUCUCAAUGCUGCCCAGAGCCUUGUUGGAAAUGCAGAUACCGGGGCCCGCCUGAGUCUCAGGGAACGGAACCAUGGUCCCAGUCUGAGGGCUUUUCUUUUUUACAGAUUUUCCCCGGGGAGGAAGGGCACUGGGAGGGCCUGGUUGCCCUGUGGACACUGGCCCUGGGGACUUCUCUCCGCACCCCUGGCUGAGAAUGCUGGGAAGAGGCGGAGUCUGCCCACGCCCGGUCACGCCACAGCGUGCGGAAGCCGGAGGGCACACCGCGGGGUUCUCGGUGUUAAAGAGACAAGAGGCACGGAAAGUGCCGGACUUCACCGCUUCCCCAGGAGCCGGACCUCCAGGGACCAGAGGCCAUGUGCGAGGAGCAACAUGCCCAGUGCAAGUGGCCUGGGACUCCACUCCAGCUUUUCUCACCCAAUGACUUGGAGUAACAGAGCUGCCACCAUGAACUGCAUUCUGCUUGUCAUGGAAAGAGGAGACGCAGCAGUGUCCUGCCCUGCCUGGUCAAGGCUUCUGCAGAGAGCAACACUGAACCCUUCUGCUGCCGCCUCACUGGCCAAAGCAAGUCACGUGGAAGGCGUUUUCAUAUCUGCCAUCUAAUUGUAUAUUCAGUGACACCUGUGGUGCAGGAGGGUGAGUAAAAUCAAUCAUGGGGUAGAUGGGGUCUACACGGUGGGGGGGGGGGCUAUUAGCACAGGCUCUGACCUACAUAGGCUUGUAGUCUGUCUGAGCCCCAGUUCUCUCACCUGUAAAACGGGGGAUAAAAAUAGUCCCUGCCCAUAGGUGAUUUUAAGGAUGAAACAAGAUAGCACAGGUAAUAUGCUUUACC
Messenger RNA from Oryctolagus cuniculus (rabbit), 1075 nucleotides. The record is from RefSeq and is a predicted model, not a curated record. Lineage: Eukaryota; Metazoa; Chordata; Mammalia; Lagomorpha; Leporidae.